GAUCAUGCUACCUUGUACAUGUACGAGACCACUCGUGGAAGCGCUCGGCUCGAGUGCAGCUCGCCGUACUCUCUCCAUCGUCAGCUCGAGAGCAGCGCCACAGCAAGAUGCCUAUGUCAGAUCAGAUCGCAUGCAGAUGUCAGAGCUACCACCUCGCUCUCGGCCCUCGAAGAAGCCCAUAGGCUUCAAGGAAGCCACAGGCUAUGCAGACAGACAUCCAAUCCCUUCUGCAUCUCCGACUUAUACACAGGGCCGAAGGGGUUCAGUGCCAGGCAAGCGUCCCUCCUUGAAUCAUCAGCUGAUGGAGCGAUUCAAGUCGAAGCAAGAAUUCUGUGAUUGGCUCGCCGAUCCCGACCGGACGGUCAAACAUGGCAUGCGUGCAAUACGGCACUACCAUGCAAAGGAGCGCAAAUACGCCUUCAAUUACUUCUUGCGAGCUUUGUUCGCUGACAAGCGAUACACACAAGCCACCAAUGCCUGGAAGCUGUUCUGCAAGUACGGUUUCCAGCCUGAUCCGGACUCCUACCGUAUCUUCAUGGGAGCCCAGGCCGGCAAUCCGAAUGCUGCGAGGCCGUCUGGCAAGCCUAGCAAGACUGUCAACCAUGCCACCAAUGUGCUUGAGCAGUGGACGGGCUGGAUGAGACAUCACCCAGCAGAAGCGAGUCGGCUGACGCCCAGUGAACGUUCUCAACCCGGCAAUGCCUAUCUUGCCGCUCUCGGGGCAUGGGGCUACGUCGACCUUGCCUGGCGAAAUUAUCAAAGUGUCAAGGAGAAGGACAAAUUCACCGUUAUGGCUAUGAUGCGCGCCUUGGAGACGGCUAUGAAGACACACCAAGCAACGAUUGACGAACUCACAGAAGCGAGGAAACUCAGAGCUCUGAACAGCACCAAAGAAAGCGAUCUCCUCACCGCCAAGUUCGAGCUGGAAGAAAACCAGGAGCGAGCCAGAAAAGCGAAAGCGAGGCUCAGUACGAUACUCAUGGCAGAUCCUGAGAUCCAAGCGGUCUUUAUGCGACUUGGCUUGCUCAAGGCAGGCGAGCGUGAUACCUCGGAUGCAUUGGUCUCGAAUUUCCAGUCUCUGCUAAAGGCGGUGCCGAUCGGCAAAAGCAAGGGCGUAAUGCUGCUAGCGCCAGAAUCGGAACUCUUGACCAUGUCAUCUCAGCGAAUUCGAGCCGUUCUGGCGCUCAUGAACGAUCAAGAAGCCUUGGACGCUGCUGAGAAGCUAUCUCGAUGCGUCAAUGUGCCCGCCAUCACAGGCUCGCUCCUUUGGGAAGACAUCUUUGUCCGUCAGACGACCUACAAGGCGAAGAGUCGUCUAGCUCCUGAUGACAAGGCCAACCUUGCCGACGUCAAAGAAUGGAUCUGCCGAAGUAUAGCACUCGGGUGUCGCCACACAGAAUCGACAUGGUCUGCGCUCAUGAUGGCCGGACAAAAGGAGAGAGAUGGCUUCGCAUACGGCGUAGAAUUACUCGGUCUGCUCUCUUGGCUGCAAACUCGUCAGACUAGUCCAGAGCCAGACACGAGCUUUGCCAAGAGAAUUGGCUUACUAGAGAAAGAGGUACAGCAUGAGGAAGAACGAUCGAUGAGACAGAAGAGGCCAGUCGAGAGACACGCUUCAGGCGCACAAUCGACAUUGGGAAUCCAGCCCACUUUCAAGAUGAUGACGGCACUCUUCGAGAUAGCCCUCCAAGGCGAACCCGAUCAAGCUUGGCAUGCAUUCCAGCUUUCUGAUACAAGCUUCAUGCCAGCGAAAGAGCUCAGAAACAGUCUGAGCAGGUUGGGCAAGGAAUUGAAAGAAGUAAGCCAGCACGGCUUUACGGCAACAACGCGAAAAGUAAAGCACGAUUACUUCUGGGCACGCCGAUUCACCUCAAGGUCCGUCGAGCUACUGUCCAUCGUACUCAACUCGGACAAGAUUGCGUUCCUGGCCAAGACGAAUGGCUGGAACAGGGCAGAUCUCGAAGCUGUGAAGGUGUCUCUAGAGCGAUGGCAGUCUGCAGCUGACAAGUUCGAAAAGUGA
Mixia osmundae IAM 14324 is the source of this 2020-nucleotide messenger RNA. RefSeq lists its product as uncharacterized. The record is from RefSeq and is a predicted model, not a curated record. The transcript is spliced from 2 exons. NCBI's taxonomy places the organism in Eukaryota, Fungi, Basidiomycota, Mixiomycetes, Mixiales, Mixiaceae. The coding region runs from base 5 to 2020 and encodes 671 amino acids.